Molecule: messenger RNA, 6588 nt
Organism: Pieris napi
Lineage: Eukaryota; Metazoa; Arthropoda; Insecta; Lepidoptera; Pieridae
Product: ankyrin repeat and sterile alpha motif domain-containing protein 1B-like
Exons: 19
Coding region: 132-6170 (2012 amino acids)
Cellular component (GO): cytosol
Molecular function (GO): protein binding
Source: RefSeq, a predicted model, not a curated record
CACUUACGGCGGUCUUCACGAUAUGGUGCUCUUUAAAUAUUUAAAAUCAAUAUUAUUAUAGAGCGUUUAGAUAAGAAAUGGCGUGUAAUCGAUUUUUAACGGCCUCUAACUACUCUCAGUGAAGUGUUAAAAUGAAGUUUUGGAUACCGUUUUUCAGUAGAAAGGAUAUGUUUCGGAUAUUGCGGAGAAGGUUCAGUUUAAGGCGAGGCGCCGGUGUAAAUGUUCAAGACGAUAAUGGAUAUACUCCCCUCCAUCAUGCCUGUUUACGUGGCCACAAAGAGAUAGUACGGUUGCUACUAUCAGUGGAUGCGUCACCAUGCGUCGUGGACAAGAAGGGUGCUACGCCCCUUCAUUUGGCAGCGUGGAAGGGAGAUGUCGAUAUUGUAGCCAUGCUCCUCAACCACAACAAUCCACCUGUCAAUGUCAAUCACGUGACCCUGGACCAAGAGACGGCGCUGUUGAUGGCAGCACAAUUCGGUUUCGUGAACGUAGUGGCUCAGCUCAUAGCUCAUGGAGCUGACGUCAACAUUCGGAAUAUCAAGCAAGAGAGUGCCUUGGACUUGGCAGCGCAGUAUGGACGGUUGGAAACCGUCCAGCACCUGUUGCGAGUCCAGCCUAUGCUGGUUCAACCUUACAAGUACCCGAAUUGGAAGGUCAGGUCCUUUUCUUCCACACCCUUGCACAGAGCUAGCAAGAAUGGACACAAGGAGGUAGUCCAAGUCUUGCUGGCAGCGGGCAUAGACCCGAACAUACGCACAAACUCUGGUACACCGCUCCAUGACGCUGCCUGUUUCGGGAAGGCAUCUGUAGUAAGAAUACUGUUAGCCAAGGGCGCUGAUCUCAGAGCGUUAGACGGCCGAGGGAAGACAGUAGAAGAUCUUCUGGCGGACUAUUCGGAGGAAGCCACGAGAAGAGUCAGAAGGGUUAUACGAGAAUACGAGAGUAUGGCUCGAAAUAACUACGAGAGUGAAGAUGAUUUUCCACCAUUUCCGGUGCAAGACAAUAGUCCCACAAGCUAUCCCCAGCACCUCGUCAUGACAGCCCCAGAGACCCAGAAAGAUAUAAAUACUAGCUUAACAACUUCAUCUUCAUCACUUGUAACCCGUAAUCCAUCCCAGAGUUUCGUCAAAAAGCUUGCUUCUAAAUGCUUAAGCUUUAAAGCAAAGUUUAACUCUGCGCCUAAUAUCACUAACAUCUCUGAAUCGAAUGUAGAUAUUAAAAAGUCUGAAGUAAAAUCAUCGAAUGCUUUGCAUAUUGGCAAUAGCAAGUUUUUUAAGAAAUUGUCAAAGAAAGAGGAGUCUGGUGAAAUAAAUUGCAACGACGAAUUUGACACUAUAUCCUUAGAUAGAGUUGGUAUUUUAAAUAGAGAUUCAACUGUAAAUCGAAGUAAUAGAAGUUGUCCAGGAUUUAAAACCUCUUUACCAAAUAUAUCGGAAAAUAAUGAACUAAGCGAUUCAAGAGAAUCCAUUCCCGAGGUCAAAGUUGCUGCGGAUAAUAGUUCCGAUAAAGUAAAAGUGGUAGAAGCUGUAAAUCCGGUUGCUAAACAAGAUAUUUUUGAACCUCGACCUCAAAGUAAUAGAAAGUCAGUGAUUUCAAACACGUCUGUAGAGUCGGCUCAUUUAGUAAACGAAUGUUAUGAGUCCUACGAAUUUUCUACCCAUUCUGCCGUUGUUGAAUCAAAAGAAACAAAACAAAUAAAUUCAUUAUCAAAACCCAAACCCCCGCCGAGAAAUGUCUCUGAAACGGUCACCACUGAAACUAUUUAUGAAAAUGUUUAUUUAGAAAAAAAUAACACUCUUCCGCCAAAACCUGCACAAAGGACUCAUAUCCCGAAUAAAGAAUUUCAUGUUUCUUCUAAUAAACCCACUUUGUACGAAAACAUAAUCAUUCCAGUUAGAAAAGCCCCCGAACCCCCAAAAAGAACAUAUUUUCCCCAGAAAUCCACUGAAUCAUCACCCAGUGUUAGUAGGUCGUCCACACUGUCAUCAUCAUCUGAUUCUAUGAUAGAUGAAACAAAUUUGGAAGAUAUUUUACUUUCAGAAAAAUCUAAAUCUUUUCGUCAUGGUCAGAAAGUUUUAAUCCGUAAAGAAUCAAGGUCUAGUAUUAAUAGAACUCAAUCAAAUGCUUCAGAUUAUUCCGACAUCACUGAGGCAAGUGCCAUUGAAAAUGUCGAUUGUAGUGGUGAUGCAGAUGACAGAGCAUUAUAUUUAUCCAUGACUGGUACAUUACCCUCAAAGAAAACAGAUAAAACUAUUAAGAAAAAGGUUUUAUUUAGACAUAAGACCUUCACAAAUAUUGAAGUGGAUAGAAAUUCAGUAAACGUCAAAGAUCUACCAAAAUGGUCCAAUGAAUUCCUAAAAGAAACAUUAGCUCACUACCAUAUUAGGGGAACGGGACACUGCAUUUACAACGCACCUACUGUUCAAGAAUUUAUUUCGAUUUUUAAUAAAGACACUUUAGAGACUGGCACAGUUUCUACUGGUUCGAAUAAGAAAAGGGAUAGUUAUUUUGAAACAGCAAUAUGCUUUUGUAGGCCUAAACCUCCCAAGUUUCACAGCAGUGCAGAAGAUUUAUUAGAUAUUUCACCAAAAAGCGAGGAUAUAGUUACAAUUGACACGGCUGCAUUAAAAGAUAAAAUUGAGAUUGUGAAUUCUUCAUUUAGAUGUUUCUGCGAUUCGGAACAGUGCUCUUUACAUGCAAGUAAACGUGAAUCGCCCAUUGAUUUAAUCGUUAAGUUUUCUGCUAUCAAAAGAAGUUUAUCAACACCAGAUAUCACGCUAGGUACUCUUUCUUUGACACGACAAUCAGGUGGUUUAACAAAAAACAAAUCAGUACCAAUGAAUUUAGAAGAACCCUAUGCUGUAGUCACUUUACAAGAUAUUAUAGAUAGAAAUAAAUCAAAAACACGUGAAAGUUUCACUUAUGUUGAAAUGUCACCGCAUACAUCCCUCUCUUCCACUGAUAGACCAUAUUCCAUCAAAGACAUAUCUGAUGUAAUUUCUUUAAAAUCUACUAGAUCAUCUAUCGAUUCUAAAUCUCUGUCUGCUUCAGACCGUUUACCGCUAACAAAAUCAACCUCGGAACACUCUGGUCAUUGGUCAUUGCAAUCAUGUAAUUCAAAUAUCACAAUUAAGUCGGAUGCAUCAUACAAAACAUGCUUGGACGAAUCAUCAUCGGACGAUGGUUCCGAUGGUACUUUGCAAUCGGAUGAAGAAAGUUCUGAUGCAGAGACAAUAAAGUCUGACGUGAGCACGACCAAAAGGCCGUGGAAGCAUAGUAACUCGUUUAGGUUUGGUAAUGCUCUGGUCAAAAGGAGCGAUGAGGCUAUCGAUGUGAUCGAGGAAGAGUCCAGUAAACUGGAUACGUCAUCCUCCAAGUCAGAGAGUGGGGUUUUGAUCGAUUCUGAUUCUUCAUCCGAUUGCGGGGAUAGUGGUGUUCCGGGGUCUGGGUCGCUUGCUUCGCUUGAGCAUGGUUCGGGGUUGGUGGGUGUUCACAGUGGGUCUCGCCGGCGCUGGGACGAGGCUGAGGGAACAAGCGAAGGUGAUGCGUUAAGCGUGUCCAGCGCUGCAUCCAGCUGCGCACCAAUGCACCUCGCACAUCACUACGAACACAGUAAAGUCUCGCCUACCCCUCCCAAGAAGCCUCCCCGGAGGAAUUUAUCAGUCUCCCCCACCCAUGCCAACUCUCCGUCAUCUGGCUACAGCUAUGAGCUAAGAUCUCAUGCCAGAAGUCAAGAUGACUUGGACGAAAUACAGGGUUCAAAGCACUACCUCAAGCACGGUCGAUCAGUCGAUCAAUACGUUGACGGUAAACUUUCCUACAUGGACUAUGAGGAGAAUCACAAUUCGCCUCGGGCGAUUCCGGUCCCAAACCCACGACCCAGCCUCAAAACUCGCACGCAGCCGGUCGCAAUCACUGCAAUGUACGAAAACGUGGUGAUAAAAGAGCAGAAUCCAAGACGGAAAUUGAGAAGAAACAAUUUUGGACCCCAAAGCGAGGAUACGAUCGAGAGGGUCAAAAAGUAUUCGAACCAAGAAAGGUCUUCCCUAGAGAGUUUGUUGGACGAUCAGUCAAUGAACAGUCCAAGUGAUUGUGAGCGGUAUUGUGAUGGGCCGAAGAUUGAUAUUCCUUUGUCUCCAAGCCAUUAUGAACAGCCACCUACGCCUGACCAUCCGCCACCAUCGGCCAAGCAAGCGGAGAGAAGCAUUCAUGAAAGGAUACGACCUUUAAGUCAGGAAUACAAGAGAAGAUCAACGUUACGAGACAGUCAGACAGAGACCGACAUCAGUCUGCUGAGAGCAGCUUCAGCGGUCUCCGUGGCUAGUGGCGCUACUGAUAGGAGUGGUAAUACGGACAAUUGUGUUGAAGAAUACGUCUGCGAUGUACCGUUUGCAGGCCUCUUCAAAGGCUCCACCACCACCCUCGACGGAAUAGGCCUACGACCGAUGCCCGCGGAACGGCCGAAGACAUUACGGAAACUCAAGUCAGUGUACGACGCGUCACCCACAGAGCCUACUAAUGUCAACACCAACAGCAGCAAUGGACAGGUGGACAGAAGCUUCAAUGGUACGGAGGAUGAAGUCAGAAGAAGGAGUAAUACGACAAGCUCGAGUCAUAGUGGCGACAAAUCUCUCUCAAUACUCAGCCCAUUUGAUGAGCAGGAGGAAUGGGCGAAAAUCUCCGAGAUAAUGGCCUCAUUUGGGAGCAAGCUUGUUCGCGAAUCCGUCUUCGUCUCAGAACUUGAACAGGAGUUUACGAACCGCCUCGGCCUCAGUUGUUCCGAGUCCAGUCUUAGUCCGUCGGUGGCGUCCAGCCUGGGUCUUUGGCUGUCUGGUUUGGGUCUACAUGACUAUGAACCCUUAUUCAUAGAUAGCGGAUAUGAUGAUAUUGAGUUUGUCAACGGAAUCCUGGACGAGAACGACCUACGAGAAAUGGGAAUAGAAGAGAACGAUAGACAAAAAAUUCUAGAAUCAUCGAAACAGUUACCUCUUAAGAUUACAGAAAUAAGCAAUAAUCAUAACAAUAACGUAAUAAAAAAUCAAUAUGGCUCCGUGGACGAAUGGUUACGGAACAUUAACUUAGAACAAUAUAGUGAGACUUUUAGAAAGCAUUUGUAUGUAGAUAUGGAUCGAGUUAGGAGAAUAUGGGAAGUGGAACUGACUGCGGUAUUGGAGAUAAACAAGCCGGGGCACAGGAAACGAAUCCUCUGUUCUGUGUCAGGAGAGCAUAAUGGUCCGGCGAAUAACAUCGAGGAUAUUAAUGCUGAUCUCAAUAAUUUGAAAAACAAUAUUCAACAGCUAAAAGACGAAAUCAAAGAAAAAUUGCCGCCUUCGGAAAAUUUGAAGCCUGUACCACCGCCUGUCGUUCCCACGCUAGCGCCACCUGGAGGCGAGACUUUAAAACGUAGUAAAAAGAACAGACCUGCUCCUCAACCUCCUAGACCCUCUGAUCUGGAGAUCAGGGCGCCUUCGGAACUGCUAGUCGGAGUACCGGGGGCAUUGAAGACGCAGUGGAAACAUCAGCCAUUCGUACUUGUGACUGGUGCUGUUACAUAUGUAGCUAAUUACUUAGGAUCGACGGUUGUGAAAGAAUUACGAGGGACGGAAUCGACAAAGAAAUCAAUACAAAAACUGAAGAAAACUACCAAAGAGCCGCGGGAUUCGCCCGAUAUCAUUCUGUCUAUCAGUUAUCGAGGUGUCAAGUUCCUAAACACUAUAACUAGGGAGUUGGUGUGUGAACACGAAAUCCGAAACAUUCACUGCGCCUGUCAAGACGCCGAUGAUCUGACGCAUUUUGCUUACAUCACUAAAGACCACACCACCAAGAGCCACUAUUGUCAUGUCUUUAGAGUUGCUACUAUGGAUCAAGCGACUGAAGUUAUCUUAACUCUCGGUGAAGCAUUUGAAGUUGCCUACCAAAUGGCCCUUCGAGAACAAGCAAUCAAGAGUAAAGUCACCCAAUCAAUAACUAAAACACCACAGCAUGAGGUAAAAGAAAAGCCAUAUCAUGGCAGAUCACAUUCCAUAACAGAGAUAAAGUUGAAUGGUCAUCAACUGAAAAUCGCACCUAUUGCUGCUUCACUAUCUAACGAAGACUUCCAGAAGGAUGGAUCAAAGAGCCCUAGGACUCCGCUACUGAAAGCGCCCAUAGCGUCUACCGAAGAAUUGUGAAAGUACUAACCCGUCAGACUAUACCAAUUUUAGUUUUUGUGUGAGGUUUGGGUCGCAUCUUAGUUAUCGCGAAUUAGCGUGAAUUGUUCGGUUUUUGACCUAUGAUAUAAGGAAUAUAUACUAAAUACAAUAAAUUAACAAUUAAAAAGCAAUAUUGGCCGAGUGGUUUUAGCGUCCGACUUUCAUCCCUGAGGUCGUAGGUUCAAUCCCCGGCAGUGCACUAAUGGACUGUCUACGAACACUCGCUCGUAAGAUCUCAAAUCAAAUCGACGACAUGUGUCAGACAGAAGGCUGAUCUACUUGUCUAUGACCAUAUAGGGUUGAAGUAUUACCAAUAAAAUUAAACAAAUUCAAAAAAUAUAACUUUUAUUGAUAUAUUGUAUGAAUAUCUCAUUAGAAGAAACCCAAUUCCUUAAAA